AUGAAAACUUUUGUUACAAAUAAUUCAUCAAUAAUAAUACCUGUUGGAUUUGUUCGGUAUUAUUCAAUUUUUUUUAGUAUUAGAAUGAAUAGUACUACUAUUCAAACUUAUAAUAAUAGUCGUUUAAUUUAUAGAAAUUUAUCAUUUACUACUAAUUUAUGUCAACCAUUAUCACAAUCAUCAUCAUCAUCGACAUCAGUAAAACCGAAAGAUCAUCAAACCAAUUUAAGUUUGGGAAUUUUUCAUCCGAAGAAGAAACGUGUAGAUAAAGAAAUAGUUGACUUAAAACAAUCCGGAUUUUACGAUAUCUCAGGUUAUGGUUUUGCACAGUACACUAAUUUAAAAAUGCUCCACUCUUAUCUUUCCAAAUUUGAUCAUCUGUACAAAUUCCCUACAUUACCAUCGGAAUUAUCAUCAGAAGUAUUGUUAGUCUCUCAAUUAUCUAAAAUAGAUACAAAAAAUAUUAAUCCAUGGGAUGCAUUUAUUUUCAAUAACGGAGUGGCUGUGUUUUGGAAUAUGCCUGAGGAAAAUCAUCAAUUAUUGUUAAAAGAAUUUCGUCAGUUCAGUGAAGGAAUUUUAGAACAGAAUCUAAUUGAACGUGAAGAUUUAAGAUAUUGUUUAACCAAUGAUCAUACCCGUGUUGUCGGCGAAGACAUUUACUUACAUAUUCCAACAUUCGAAGAUGUGUCACGUCACACAGAACAACAAUCGCACAAAGAUCUAACAUUACAAGACCAAUAUCCAAAGGUAGCAUCAACUUCUUUGACUGACGACAAUUCAUUGUUGGAAAAAUUUGCAUUUUCUGAUGCUUUAGCCUUGUCAGUGAAACUCUCUCUAUUAGAGAAUGGAUUCGAUACAGCAGUUGUUGAAAUUGAACCAUGGAUCGAAAAGAUGAAAACAGGUCGUGGUGCUAGAUUCCGUCAAUCUGCAGUUUUACGAAAAACUGGUGAAUUGUACACAAUUAAACAUUUAUUGAAUGUUAGUACUAGUUUAAUUGAAACACCUGAUUUCUAUUGGGAACGACCAAAUGUUGAGAAAUUAUUUGAAAAAUUAAAAUGUAUCCUAAGUGUUUCAUCUAGAGUAAAGGUUUUAAAUUCACGUUUGGAUAUGUGUAAUGAACUAACAUCAAUUCUAACAAAUCAUUUAUCUUCCAUACAUUCAGUACGUUUGGAAUGGAUGGUAAUUAUUUUAAUUUUUGUUGAAGUUAUCUUUGAAGCAGUAAAUUAUUAUGAUAAAACUGGAAAACAUUAA
Messenger RNA from Schistosoma mattheei, 1251 nucleotides. The record is from the annotation of a GenBank genome assembly. Lineage: Eukaryota; Metazoa; Platyhelminthes; Trematoda; Strigeidida; Schistosomatidae.